Malania oleifera is the source of this 3514-nucleotide messenger RNA. Its product is annotated as BEL1-like homeodomain protein 3. NCBI's taxonomy places the organism in Eukaryota, Viridiplantae, Streptophyta, Magnoliopsida, Santalales, Ximeniaceae. Gene Ontology annotation, biological process: regulation of transcription by RNA polymerase II. The coding region runs from base 880 to 2955 and encodes 691 amino acids. The record is from RefSeq and is a predicted model, not a curated record. The transcript is spliced from 5 exons. Gene Ontology annotation, molecular function: DNA-binding transcription factor activity, RNA polymerase II-specific; RNA polymerase II cis-regulatory region sequence-specific DNA binding.
UUUUUUUUUAAAUAUAUUUUGUUUUGUGGUGUAAACCAACUAUUAAGCUUCUAUGAUACAGCUAACGCAGCACACAAACACGUUUCUUUAAAUAUGUCGAUUUUUCUUGCAAUUAUGAGGUUUUUAAUGGAGGUUUAAGGGAGGUUUUAGGUCUACCUACUGGUGGUUAGCCUUCGAGCCCCUCAAGCAAACGUUCCCCCACCCUCCACAGCCACCAACAGAAACCCCCAACCACCGCCAUGGCACCAUCCCUGUGUCUGACUUGCUGAAGAACUUUCUGGGUUGUUAGCUUUCGCCAAAUUAGGGUUUGUCCCACGUGAGAAUGGUGGAAUGAUCGACUCAAAAAUAUACUAUUUCUUCUUAACCCCCACAAUCAAAAAGACCCUAGUUAUUAUCCCCUUUGUUUUAUAAUAAUUAUUUUAUUUAAUAAUUAUUAUUUUAUUCUCUUUUUGAUUUAUUUAUUACUCGGUUAGGUUGGUGGCGCUAUUCAAUGAUAAGGGGAGGUGUUGUUUGGGACUGUGUUGGGAUUGGUUUGUCUUUGUCUUUGUCUUUGUCUGGGGAGGAUUGAUUUUCUCUGCAGAUUGGGGCUUGAAAACAUUUUCAAGUCCCGUCUGCUUCCCGCUCGAGGUGCAACUUUUCUUGGGGCUUUCAGUUUCAGGUAUCUUAUAUUUUAAUUUGGGUUUUUGCUUACUGUUUCUGAUUAUGUACUGCGUUUCGGGUGGAGCUGCUUGAGACCCUUGAUAGCGUUUCUGAUAAUGACUAGAGGGACUGGAAAACAAUAAAGUAAAAGAAGUUUCUUCUAAUGGGUUUCUUUUGAUUUGGGGGUUUCAGUGUCUGGGUGAUUUGUUCUGGUUUAUUGGGGAAACCUCUGGGAUAGAAAUGCAAAAGAUGGCUACUUGUUACCCAGGUUCAAGCAAUGAAAGUGAUGCCUUGCCAACUCCAUAUAUCCAGAGCCCAAAACUUGCUGCUUAUGCUGAACAACGUCUCCUUCCUGGUAAUGUUGUGUUGCAUCUGAGUCAAGCUCCUUCUGACGGGUCUUACUCAGAGACAUUAGUUGGCAGUUCUUUGUCCCAUCACAAAUGUGUUGAAAACCCAACUGUAGGUGGCGGAAAUGAGGUAGUGUUCAUUCCACGAAUGGGUGACUCUGUGUGUGCACAAUCCAUCAGUGGGCAGUUAAACACUGCAGCAGGGGAUCCGGUUGGCAACUCUUUUAUGCGGGAUCCUCAGAUGAUACCAAGGACACAAUCGGGCAUUCUAGAUGGUGAACAGAAUCCACAAUAUCAAGGAUUAUCUCUCAGUCUUAGCUCAGAGAUUCCUUCAACCGUACCUGGGCAUGCUCUUCCAUACCAGUAUUUGACUCCAGGUCUCUCUUCAAUGCUGAAUACUCAUUUUCCAGGUUUGUGGGUAGAUGGGUGUGGGACAAUCUCUUGUAAAGAUGACGAAAGUUCUCAAAAUAGUGUGUGGAAGAAUUCUGAAUGUUCACCAUCUGAUUUACCUGGAGGCAAUCAUAAUGCAACCAAAUUGGGUGAUUUAAACAGUACCCAGUGCUCAAUAACCUCCCGAGAAAUGAACCCGUAUCCAUGUCAAUAUGAAAUGCCAGGGUCUGUGAGCACCAUUCUUAACUCCAAAUACCUCAAGGCAGCCCAGCAAUUGCUCGAUGAAAUAGUUAAUGUUUGGGAGGCAUUGAAGCAUCCCAAGUUUGGUAAACAUAAAAACUUCCAUGUGUCUGGUCUAUCUGAGGAGACUGGUGAGAGAUCUAAUUCUAUUACUAUGCUUACCUCAAUCAACGGGAUUUCUUCAGAGUUCAACGAGUCGGUUACUAACUCCUCUGAGCUAUCACCUGGAGAACGACAGGAUUUGCAGAACAAGAAGGCUAAACUUUUGUCCAUGUUGGAUGAAGUAGACAGAAGAUACAGACAAUAUUACUAUCAGAUGCAAAUUGUGGUAUCAUCUUUUGACACGGUGGCUGGUUGUGGGGCAGCUAAAUCUUAUACUGCACUUGCCCUCCAAACAAUUUCCCGCCACUUUCGCUGCUUGCAUGAUACAAUCGCAGGUCAGAUUCAACAGACCCAGAAAAGUCUUGGGGAGCAGGAUACUUCACUAAAUUGUCAAGGAGGAGGAAUAACUCGCCUCCGUUAUGUGGACCAGCAAGUUAAACAACAGAGGACUCUUCAGCAUCUUGGUGUUAUCCGACAUGCUUGGAGGCCACAAAGGGGUCUACCUGAAAGCUCUGUUUCAAUCCUUCGUGCAUGGCUAUUUGAGCACUUCCUUCAUCCUUACCCAAAGGAUUCAGAGAAAAGCAUGUUAGCGAGACAGACGGGCUUGACCAGAAACCAGGUUGCAAACUGGUUUAUAAAUGCGAGGGUACGUCUUUGGAAACCAAUGGUUGAGGAGAUGUACAAAGAAGAGUUUGGUGAUUCAGAGUUAAACUCUAAAUCUUCACCUGAAAAUGCAGCCAAACCUGCCAGAGAUAACUCCUGGGCAUCAGAAACAAGGGGGGAGGAGUUGCAGGAAAGUGCAACAUCAAGAUUUGCUGAUAGUGGCCACCCACAGCAAUGCCACAACUUGAAGUCUGAUCUUAUCCCAGACAUAGAAAUGAAUGGACCAGCAGCAAGUGCAAACUUUCAGAAUGGUGCUUAUGGAGACGACAUGAUUUGCAUGGUGCAAUUACAGGCUAAUCAACGAUCUAAUGUAGAUAAUCUCGGUGUUUAUCACAGUGAGAUUUUUCCACCAGACCAAAAUGUUGCUGGUGGUCUUGUGGCUGCUGCUGCUGCUGCACAAUAUCGUAUAUCCAAUUUGGACGAUGUGUCAGUUGACAGCCAGGUGUCACUUGCAUUAGGUUUGCAGCAUUGUGAGAGUGAUGCGGCGUUAGGUGGGUCCCAUUUCAGAGGGGAUGAUACAGGAACCCAACAGCACAGGUUUGGGAAACCUCAUCUGUUACAUGAGGUGGCUUGAAUUAAUCCCUGCCUAUUACAGCUGAAACAGAGUUCAUCCCGAGAGAGGUACUUUUUCAAAAUAAAAGCAGAAAUGGUGUGCCUUGAUCUGUUGCUUUGGUGCCAUUCAUUCUACUUGUGGGUCCCAUUUCAGAGGGGAUGAUACAGGAACCCAACGACACAGGUUUGGGAAACCUCAUCUGUUACAUGAAGUGGCUUGAAUUAAUCCCUGCCUAUUACAGCUGAAACAGAGUUCACCUCGAGAGAGGUACUUUUUCAAAAUAAAAGCAGAAAUGGUAUGCCUUGACCUGUUGCUUUGGUGCCAUUCGUUCUCCUCGUGGAUUUUCCUAGGAUUGAGAGACAGAUGCUGUAUGAUUGUAUGAAUAUGAUUUGUUGAUAUGGCUAAGAUAACCAUUGUAAUUGUAAUAUAACAAAGAGAUCAGCAGUAGCUUAGUGAAUUUGUAAAGAUACAACGAUAUUCUUGUGUAUCAUGAUGAAUAAGGACUAUGUACAAUUCUUGCCAAGUGUGACAUUAAUGUAUUAUGUGACAUUGAAUAAAAUGCAAUAUGGGAGUUGGUUGA